ACCUGUGGACCAGAGUACGACAUGGUCCUAGCGCCUGACGUCCAACAGGAACUUCUUCGGUGUAUGGGCGACGGUGAGGAUCAGCACCUCGAAGCGCGCACUCCACCCUACCCGCAACACUGGAGUAUCCCGCAGGAUCGACCCGUAGGACGCGCGGGACAGGGGUACAGCCUAGGGCUCUUUGAUACGAGAAGUAUUUCUGACAUUGACCACUCGUCUUCGGAGGAUGAGGCCGUAACUUUCGUUCCUCGCCAACCAAAGGUAACGGUGAUGGGUGGGCGCAGACGUUCUAAACACCACCGCACUCCUCACCCCACAGUAGAAGAGUUCACACGUCAAGUGCCUCACAAGGCGGCUCAGCAGUCCAUGUUUGGAGCUCACUUUACCAAAGAUAACACGACCGAGGGGGACUGGCGCAAGCGACAAAAUGGACGCAAUGCUUUCGACCUGAGGCGACCUAACGCUGACCGCAGAGACUGUUUUCUGGAUGACGUUUACGAUGGCGUGUGACUUUUUAGCGUUCAAGCUGGAUGUAUUUCAUGAAACAAGUUGUCACUCGCGGUAUUUCGCGUACAAGAACAAAACCGUCAAGCAAAUUAUAUUAAAUUUAGUAUUCAAUCUUGUCUGCAGUGCUGAACACUGAACAAGGAGAUAUAGCUCCUUACUAUGGGUCCUGAUUAUGCAUUAGUAAUUAAAAGACAUUCAAGACAAGACAUUAGACAGACUAGAUGAAUUUUUUCAUAAAAUUUUCCCAAAUUUCUCGUUACCGUUACUAUGGUAACAAAAACCUCGACCGUCUGUACAAGAUGCAAGGAAGAUUCUCGAAUCCCCUAAUGCUUCACGGUUGGUAAUAAUUGUGAAUGUUGGAAAUGAACAGCUGUAAUAAUGACGUUUUGUCAUCGCUUUUCGUAUUAGCAUCCAUCUUGCGUCAACACGCGGCUACAGACGUGCUUGUGACGGGGCUGUCUCGCUAGCGCUUGACUCAAUAUUUGAGCCCCUUUGAAAAACUUGUGAUUGCUUUAGAACUAAAUGGAUUUGACAACAGUUAUAAGGUUGCACUCCCGAACAUCUCAAGCUUCACGCGCUCAUUCAACACAGAACAAGUGAGAAAAAGCAGUCGGAUUUUCUUUAAUUAAGAUGGACACUACCAAUAAAAAAUGAAGUGGAAACGAAAUAAAAUUCAUUUCUGUUAA
Nematostella vectensis (starlet sea anemone) is the source of this 1193-nucleotide messenger RNA. RefSeq lists its product as uncharacterized. The transcript is spliced from 2 exons. The record is from RefSeq and is a predicted model, not a curated record. The coding region runs from base 22 to 510 and encodes 162 amino acids. Lineage: Eukaryota; Metazoa; Cnidaria; Anthozoa; Actiniaria; Edwardsiidae.